AUGGUCCCAGAUGGUCAGUUAUCUUUGGAUGAGUUAUAUUUCCUACUGCCAGAGACUAAGAAUCUCACCAUUGAUGAUCUCGUGUCAUCACGAUCAACGGGUUAUUGCUCCCUCUUUCACUCAUUGGUUUGUGGCUUAGUCCGCCAGACUGCUAAGUCGUACGCGAUCGACCGAGAACCGAUGUCACAGAUACAAUGGUGCGGACUUCUCAGAACCUGCCUCCAACUUGACCCCGCUGGUCUUUAUCAUCUUGAAGAAGCCGAAUUCUGCUGUCACACACCUGCCAGAAUUCAAACCCCGUUCUCAUUGCUAUUUGAAUAUGCCCCGCAUUCUAUGAUUGGUUUUGUAUCAAGCGGUCGAUGGCCCUCAUUUCUCCAACGUAAAGAGAGGAUAAUGUCAGUUUGGCUGGAUGUUUUGACCUUGAAUGGCACUGAUCUCUUAGAAUAUGGGCGCAAAGAAAGACGGCUUUAUGAUGAAGGCCUGAUACUUCAGCAUACGUAUUACAAACUUUUUCACGUGUCGUAUGGGCAACGUCUCCUUGGUAUUACUUAUGGAAAAUCGAAAGAUGAUUGGAGGUUUUGGUGGGUUGCCGAAUAUGAGCAUUAUGUAGGCGACUUUUGGGAAAUGGUUCAUCAGGUGGAUCUGGACGUGAAAGUCCCUGGCAGCUGGGUAGACGAGUGCGAUUAUGAUCAUUAUAGUCCCUAUCGAGAGGAGAGACCAAGAGGGUUAUGGUUCCUCGAGGAGCACAUGCCGUUGAUAUGGUCUGAACAUCGUGAGGUAAAAGCACCGCUCUGA
Messenger RNA from Colletotrichum abscissum, 795 nucleotides. RefSeq lists its product as uncharacterized. Lineage: Eukaryota; Fungi; Ascomycota; Sordariomycetes; Glomerellales; Glomerellaceae. The coding region runs from base 1 to 795 and encodes 264 amino acids. The transcript has a single exon. The record is from RefSeq and is a predicted model, not a curated record.